AUGCAGAAAGUCGUACGCCGGACAGCCCUGGCCCGAAACCAGGCUCAGCGCAAAGUCAUUCGAGCGAACAAAGAUGCCCGACACGAAGAGCUAAACGACAGCCUGCGGCAGCGGUUCGCCUACAACCGGUUCCAGCUGGACAAUAUCCGCGCAGAGAGGUUACGACGUCGUGAAGACUGGAUGCGAGGACCGCUUGCACCUCAGCGAGAUGCAGGGUUAGACGGAAAAAUGUUUGGUGCUCUGAGUCCGCAAGCAAUGCAGCCACCGGCUAUUCCGAAACAUCUGCGGAGAAAGUAUAUCAACUUUGCCCCGGGUGACCGGGUAUGUAUUAUGAAGGGAAGAGAUAAGGGAAAAAUCAAUGUGGUAACUCGCGUGGAUCCGGAGAAUGAGACUCUGACGGUCAAGGAUUGUAAUGUGGCCGACGUCUACUUUCCCGAGUGGCUCAGCGAACAAUUUGGCAACAAAAGCCCCUUCCAGACCGUGCCCCUCCCCAUCUCUAUUGACGACGUCCGCCUCGUCGUCGCCCUCGACGACCCAGCCACAGGCGUCACCCGCGAUGUCCUAGUCGAACACGUCUAUGGUGGCGGCCCCCUCCUUGAACGUGAGCAGGGCAUCGACACUCCUCGGCACACCCGCUACAUUGCUGGCGAGGACAUCGAGAUACCCUGGCCGCGUCCCGAGAAGCCAACCUUCAAAGACGAGGAAUGGGACACACUUCGCAUGGAGGUUGAAACGCCCACCUGGGUGCCAUCUCUUCAUUACGCGCCCUUCCCUCCUAGUGUGCUUGAUGAACUGCGAAAUAAGUUCUCCAAGUACCGGACGCGCCAUGAUCCGGAGUUUGUGGAGCAGAAGAAGCUAGAGGACCUUAAGAAGGAGUAUCUUCAGAGCAGGUCUUUGAUGACGCCGAAGGGGGAGCUUAUGGCUAUGAUUAAGCAGAAGAAGAAGGAGGAGUUGGAAAAGAGGAGAGAUGCUGAUGGAAAUUUAAUGAUGGAUGAGCAGACGUUGUCGUUCAUUGAGAUGUAUAUGAAGGAGAAUUCGGUGACGAAGAAGACUAAGAAGAUUAAGGAGGCUCAGACUGUUCGAUUGAGCUAA
This is a messenger RNA of Aspergillus nidulans FGSC A4, 1092 nucleotides long. RefSeq names its product mitochondrial 54S ribosomal protein uL24m. Gene Ontology annotation, cellular component: ribosome. Gene Ontology annotation, molecular function: structural constituent of ribosome; RNA binding. NCBI's taxonomy places the organism in Eukaryota, Fungi, Ascomycota, Eurotiomycetes, Eurotiales, Aspergillaceae. Gene Ontology annotation, biological process: translation. The transcript has 2 exons. The coding region runs from base 1 to 1092 and encodes 363 amino acids. The record is from RefSeq and is a predicted model, not a curated record.